Messenger RNA from Suillus clintonianus, 657 nucleotides. RefSeq lists its product as uncharacterized. The record is from RefSeq and is a predicted model, not a curated record. NCBI's taxonomy places the organism in Eukaryota, Fungi, Basidiomycota, Agaricomycetes, Boletales, Suillaceae. Bases 1 to 657 code for a protein of 218 amino acids. The transcript has a single exon.
AUGGACCUCCAAUGUAUGAUCAAGGUGGACAGCGCAAUCAAGGACACUGCAACCAUUGUUGUAGGCCUCAUUGAGUUGGCGAUGAAGGCUAAAUCCACUGACUUUGAACCCAAUGCUCCUUUUGAUGUCAAUGACCAGGAGGAGAUGGGGGGAGUUGAUGGUGAGGAUGAGGACGAGGACGAGGAUGAGGAAGAGGACGAGGACGAGGAAGAGGAAGAGGACGAGGAAGAGGAAGAGGAAGAGGAAGAGGAAGAGGAAGAGGAAGAGGAAGAGGAAGAGGAAGAGGAAGAGGAAGAGGAAGAGGAAGAGGAAGAGGAAGAGGAAGAGGAAGAGGAAGAGGAAGAGGAAGAGGAAGAGGAAGAGGAAGAGGAAGAGGAAGAGGAAGAGGAAGAGGAAGAGGAAGAGGAAGAGGAAGAGGAAGAGGAAGAGGAAGAGGAAGAGGAAGAUGAGCAGGAGGAGGUGACAGGAGAUCCAGAUCUGGAGAUGCAGGAGGUGGAGAAGGACGACGAGCAGGAACAGGAGGCAGGCAAAUCCAAAGGGAAGAAAAGGGUGAGAAACCAGACUUCCUCAGUGAAGAUUAAGAAGGCCAGGAUUGAAGAUGAACCAGUUCGUCGGUCUACCAGAUCUAGGCAACCCUCUAGGAAGAAUAUUCUGUAG